Molecule: messenger RNA, 1654 nt
Organism: Chrysoperla carnea
Lineage: Eukaryota; Metazoa; Arthropoda; Insecta; Neuroptera; Chrysopidae
Product: fukutin-related protein
Exons: 3
Coding region: 16-1593 (525 amino acids)
Biological process (GO): protein O-linked glycosylation via mannose
Cellular component (GO): Golgi apparatus
Source: RefSeq, a predicted model, not a curated record
AAAAUGUGAUAAAAUAUGCGUAUUAAAGUAUCAAAAUUGAUAGCAUUUUUAAUAAUUUUUGUAAAUGUGAUUGCAUUGUAUUUUACAUGGAAAUUAUUUUCACAUAUAGGGGUUGGAUCCAAAAAAAUUUUAUUUCAAGAACAAUACCAAACUGCAAUUGUAAAUAAAGCACCUAGUAAACAUAUAAGUAAGUCGAUAACCGUUGUUAUUCGACAAUUCGAACUUUAUGAAAAUGAUGUUAGUGCAACAGUUGAAUCAAUUUUAUCAUUAUUUCCAAACAUACAAAUAUUUAUAAUAAGUGAUGAUAUUCCUUAUCCACCCUUAAAUAUCUUGUACUCAAACACAACAUUUAGCAAAAAUAUACAUUUUUUUAAUUUAGGUGUUAAUUUAAAUGUGCCGUUAAAGGAUCGUUUACCAUUGUUUAUGAUUAAUACGAAAUAUGUGCUAUUUAUACCUGAUUCAACUAGAAUUUCAUCGAAACAAAUUAUUCAAUCGUUAGUGAAUGAAUUAAUUAAAAAUCCAAAUGAUUUAAGUGUAGCGUUGUACUCAAAUAAUAAGAACUUUGGUUGUUUAAAGAUUGAUUUAAAUAUUCGUGAAUGGACAUUAAAAUAUUCAACAAUUGUUAAUAACAAUAAGGAGAAAUCUAUUAGUUGUGAUGCUGUUACGGGAAAACAUGCUACCUUGAUUGAAACACAAUUGUUGAAACGUUUAACGGAACCGUUUAUGUUACCAUUUCCUGAAACUUUGUACGUCCAAACGGCUGUUUUAAAUUCGAAGGUUCAUAUUAUUAAUUCAUAUUUAUGGGAUGGGAGAUCUGUUUUACAUUCACAUCAUGCUCAAUUAAGAAGAGAGCAAAUUGAAUUAUCUCGAAGAAAACAAGCUUUUGCCCAAUUAUCCAUUAAGAAAAUUAUUAAAGAAAAUGGUGUUGUUGAUUGGUAUGGAUGUACUAGAGAUACAAGUCGUUGCUUUGGAACAGUUUUUGAAUCAGUGCCGUCGUAUUUGUACAAAAACUUAUGGACUCCACCAUGUUGUUUAGCUCAUUUGCGCCGUACUGCUCGUCAUGUAUUUUCAUGUUUGUCCGAAGCGGGUGUUCGGCACUGGCUGGAAGCAGGAAGCCUAUUAGGUGCUAUGCGUGGUGGCGACAUCUUACCAUGGGACUACGAUGUGGAUAUUGGAAUAAAUCGUGAUGAUAUGCACAAAGUAGUUUGGUUAUCAAGAGCUUCGGAUCGUCCAACAACGGAUGAACAAGGUUUUGUUUGGGAGAAAGCCACUGAAGGUCAAUUUUUUCGUGUACAUUAUAGUAAAAAAAAUCGUAUUUUUGUUAAUUUGUUUCCAUUUUAUGUGAAAAAUGGUACAAUGACGCGUGAUGGUUGGUUUACUAGUCAUAAAAAUAUGGAAUUUCCUGAUUAUUUCUUGCAUCCUAUUUCUAGUAUAGAAUUUUUAGGUAAAACUGUACCUAGUCCAAAUAAUAUUCGUGAUUUCUUAGAGUUAAAAUUUGGUAAAGGGGCUAUUGAAAAUCCCCAAUAUCCAGAUCCGACUCGUUUAAAAUUCCCAAAAAAGAUAUAUAAAACGUCUGUAGCCAAUAUAGAGUAGAUAAUAGAUAGUUAAAAAUAAUUCAAUUUCAAAUAUAUCGUAUACUCUCGAUAAGAUGAAG